Messenger RNA from Tribolium madens (black flour beetle), 1015 nucleotides. Its product is annotated as carbonic anhydrase 1-like. Gene Ontology annotation, molecular function: carbonate dehydratase activity; zinc ion binding. The record is from RefSeq and is a predicted model, not a curated record. The coding region runs from base 63 to 953 and encodes 296 amino acids. Gene Ontology annotation, cellular component: cytoplasm. Lineage: Eukaryota; Metazoa; Arthropoda; Insecta; Coleoptera; Tenebrionidae. The transcript is spliced from 4 exons.
UCACACUCAGCGCCUUGUCAUUUCCGUUACAAAUUAACUAAAAUGUCAGUAAUAAAAUAAUCAUGUUGGAAAAUUACUUGAUAGAAAUUUGCAUAAUUUUCGUCCUUUUGGUCUUGUUGUACUUUUUCGUCAGUUGGUUUUGUCGAUGUAACACUAACGAAAAAAUGCUUUGUACGUACGGCUACAGCGACUCCGAUGGCCCCAACACCUGGAAGUACCGCUUCCAAAUCCGCGGCGAAAACCAGUCUCCCAUCAACAUCCUCUCGGUGUGCGCUGUCGUCGUCCCUGCUGAGACCAUCGCCCCUCUGGACUUCACCGAGGAGUACCACAUCACCCCCCAAGACAUGAAACUGCUCAACGACGGCUACACAGUUGUGAUUUACAGCACUUGGUCCAGUGGCCAGAAACCAACGGUUUGUGGGGGCCCCUUAUGCGACGAGUACAAACUUUUCAGCAUGCGUUUCCGGUGGGGCCCCAACGACGAAGAGGGCUCCGAACACAUGAUUGAUAUGAGGCGAUACGCCAUGGAACUCCAAGUCACUUAUAAUAAGUGCUCGUGCAAGUGCACAGAUAUGGUCAAAUCGAUCAAAAGUUGUGCUGUUAUCAUAAUUAGUUACAUGUUUGAAGUGACUGAAGUCGAUAAUCCGUAUCUUGAAACAAUAAUACACGGUUUGCGUCACAUACAAAACCCUUGCUGUAGUUAUUACAUCAGACCGGUUCCGGUCAGUUUGGUAGCCCCCAUGUUUACUCGACGAUAUUUUUCCUAUCUUGGUUCCUUGACUUAUCCUCCGUGUACUGAAGGAGUCCGGUGGAUUAUUCAACCGGAGCCUUUGACUAUUUCGGCACACCAAAUUCGACAAUUCCGACGACUGAUGGGCUUCAAUGGGUAUAUUUUGAAUAAUACGCGACCUGUACAAAAUGCUAAUAACAGAGACGUGAUUUUUUAUGAAUAAAAAGCGGCGAAAAUUUGGUUUAAAUUGUCUCGUGUAAGCGUUUGAAUAAAUUAUGCACUGUG